CUAUUUCUUUCAGCUGAGAGUUGUAAGUCUCUUAAAGAGGCAGGAACAAAUUUAGAUGGAUUGCAUCACAUUAAUAUACCCAGCAUUGGCUCGGUCCAAGUCUUUUGUGAUCAAUCCACGGACGGAGGAGGAUGGACGGUGAUUCAGAGGCGUGCCGCGCCUUUCUCGCUCUCCUUCGAAAGGAACUGGGUCGAGUAUGAAAACGGCUUUGGAAAACCUGACAGUGAGUUUUGGCUUGGAAACAAAGUUAUCCACGAGCUUUCCAAAAGGCAAGUCGAGGUCCAAAUUGUCCUUAAAUCUCGAAGUAAUUUGACGGGUCCUGCCAAAUAUUCCUGUUUCAAAGUUCACGGAAGAAAUGAUAAAUAUCGCCUGGAGAUAUCUGGUUACGUCGGUGAUAUCGGAGAUUGUGCAUCUAGUUCUUCAGGGCAAGAUUUCUCUACUGUGGACUUUGAUAAUGAUGCAACGCCUAACAGAGACUGCGCAGAUGAAGAUAACGCUGGCUGGUGGUACAGUGACUGUGGAUGCGGAAAUUUAAACCGCCAGUCACGACCCAAAUGGUAUUUCUGGAAAGCCGGCAACGAUGACAUUAUUUAUAGCGAAGUGAAGAUCCGUUAGUGAAUUUACAAUCAAACUUCUCUCCAUAGAUCCUUUAUAAAACGAUUCCUGCUGCUCUUUGGACCACGGUAGACAGUCUAAACCAGAAACCGACUGUUAGUGCUUUUCACUGUGUUCGUCUUACUUAGGGUAGCCCGUUUCGGCAGGAGUGGGAAGAGGUUCCUACUUCUUAGGGGUAGAUAGAUGACGUGAGAUGACGCCAUGAAAACUAAACCCGAAUUGAAGUCAAAUUUACGGGAUAUGAUUUAUGCGGAAACUCUUAAACUGAUUAUGCUUAUGCUUAUAGACUUUUAAACACACAUCUGUAACUCCUUACUUUGGCACAAUAAACCAGAAAUGUCCUUUGGUCUCAGAAUUCUUUGCCCUUUACAUGUAACCAGCCACGCGCCCUCUUAGUCCAAGGAGCCAGUUGCCAAGAACAGAAUUUAUUAUAUAGCUAAGAUAAUACGCGCGCUCUGAUGGGCUGUUUUGUUGUAAUGACCGGGCAUUACUAGCUAGAUGCCCAAAGCAUAUACAACCUAUUUAACUUGGUAGUGGACAUCCUUACGGACAUCCAUCUGCCUCGUACCCAGACGUCGCCUCCCGUUUCUUACCCUUCCCAUGGUCCCUUGCGGUUCAUCACCAGUUAUUCGCGUUUCGCGCUCUAUGCGAAACCACGCUAAAAACAAAGCGCUUGAGGAGGAGGCAGUUAUGGAUCCGCUGAUCAGUGUGGCCUGACUGUAUCGUGGGCUGAAGUGUACAACUCAUUAGGGUGACGUGUUUUUUUAAGUUAUCGGCUGACCAGUUGCUGUUUUUGAUUGAUCGAAGGCCCAGGUCCAUUGAAAAGAGGCCUUACAAUAAAUAACUUAUUAACCUGGUCCGUUCAGUCAUUUCAGGGAAAUCUCAGACCUCGGCCUUGAUGUAUUGACCUCGCUAUUGCUAGCUCGAUCAAUACAUUAAUUUCCCUGUAAUGACUUCACCCUCGGUUAAUAAGAAGUAUAUACUGUCCUUUUCGAGAUAAAUUAUUGUGCCAUUUGUUAUGAACCGUGCAACACCGUCCCUUAGGAGAGGUUCGUUAGCUUUUUAUUACAAAAAUGACGUGUACUUUUGUGGUCCGGACAUUUUGUUUUGAUCUGGUUAACUUUUGUUUUAGUACUACGUAAGGAACAAUAAAUUUUACAGACCACCACGUUUUACAACCGCUUUCAACACAAGGAGUCAAUAGUAGCUUUGCACCUUAUCUACCAUGAGCAUUGCAUGAUUGCUGACAAUUAUGUACAUUUUAUUCGCUAGCUCAUUAUGAGUCUUGUCAACCAGGAAUAGUCAAAUUGAACUGGGUCGAGUAUGAAAACGGCUUUGGAAAACCUGACAGUGAGUUUUGGCUUGGAAACAAAGUUAUCCACGAGCUUUCCAAAAGGCAAGUCGAGGUCCAAAUUGUCCUUAAAUCUCGAAGUAAUUUGACGGGUCCUGCCAAAUAUUCCUGUUUCAAAGUUCACGGAAGAAAUGAUAAAUAUCGCCUGGAGAUAUCUGGUUACGUCGGUGAUAUCGGAGAUUGUGCAUCUAGUUCUUCAGGGCAAGAUUUCUCUACUGUGGACUUUGAUAAUGAUGCAACGCCUAACAGAGACUGCGCAGAUGAAGAUAACGCUGGCUGGUGGUACAGUGACUGUGGAUGCGGAAAUUUAAACCGCCAGUCACGACCCAAAUGGUAUUUCUGGAAAGCCGGCAACGAUGACAUUAUUUAUAGCGAAGUGAAGAUCCGUUAG
Messenger RNA from Porites evermanni, 2357 nucleotides. NCBI's taxonomy places the organism in Eukaryota, Metazoa, Cnidaria, Anthozoa, Scleractinia, Poritidae. The record is from the annotation of a GenBank genome assembly.